Thyridium curvatum is the source of this 1617-nucleotide messenger RNA. RefSeq lists its product as uncharacterized. The record is from RefSeq and is a predicted model, not a curated record. Gene Ontology annotation, molecular function: adenylate cyclase binding; actin binding. Gene Ontology annotation, cellular component: cytoplasm. The transcript has 5 exons. Lineage: Eukaryota; Fungi; Ascomycota; Sordariomycetes; Thyridiales; Thyridiaceae. Bases 1 to 1617 code for a protein of 538 amino acids. Gene Ontology annotation, biological process: cytoskeleton organization; regulation of adenylate cyclase activity.
AUGGCGACCAACAAUGUUAACAACAUGCACAACCUGACGACGCUGAUCAAAAGGCUCGAAGCUGCCACCGCUAGACUCGAAGACAUCGCCUCCUCCACCGUCGAGCUUCCCCAGGCCGUUCCCGCGCUCCAGCAAACCCUCGCAUCUCCGCAAUCGGGCCUCUCUGCGUCCUCUACACCCGCGCCUGCCGCCGCACCUGCGCCGCCGAAACAGCCCGCCGAGCCUCUGCCCGAAUCUAUUGAGGAGUUCGACGACUUUGUAGAGAGCGCCGUCGGCAAGUAUGUGGAGCUCAGCAAGAAGAUUGGCGGCGUCGUUGCCGAACAGGCCGCAAAGGUUCGGGAAGGCUUCCAGGCGCAGCGCCGGUUUCUCCUCAUCGCAACCAAGGCCAAGAAGCCCGACAUCUCUGGCUCCGAGAUGUCUGUCUACCAAGAUCUCCUGAAGCCCAUCAACGAGGCCCUCAUGGCCGUUACAAACAUCAAAGAAUCGAACCGGGGUUCAGACGUCUUCAACAACCUCAGUGCCGUUGCGGAGGGCGUUAUGGUUCUCGCUUGGGUGACCGUCGAUAACAAGCCUUUCAAGCACGUCGAGGAGUCCCUCGGCUCUGCCCAAUUCUUUGGAAACCGAGUGCUGAAGGAGAACAAGGAUAAGAACGCUGCGCAGGGAGACUGGGUACAAGCUUUCUACCAGGUUUUCCGCGAUCUGGCCGACUAUGUGAAGCAGUACUACCCUAAUGGCGUUACGUGGAACGCAAAAGGUGCUCCCGCCAAGGAGGUCGCCAAGGCCGUCGCAACGAACGCUCCCUCCGCCGCGCCUGCCGGAGCUCCGGCUCCUCCACCGCCGCCACCGGGCGGUGCGGGCGGUCCUCCACCACCGCCUCCUCCCGGACCCCCACCAGUCCUGCAAAUCAAGGAGCAGAAGGCCGAAGCAUCCCCCAGCUCCGGACUCGGCGCCGUCUUCUCUGAGUUGAACAAGGGCGAGGCAGUCACGGCAGGUCUACGAAAAGUAGACAAGUCGGAGAUGACCCACAAGAACCCUUCCCUGAGAGCGGGAUCAACCGUCCCUGAUGGUUCUGCGCGUGGAAAGAGCCCCGCGCCGGCCCGCAAGCCCAAACCCGAGAGCAUGCGCGUCAAGAAGCCCCCUAAGAAGGAGCUCGAGGGCAACAAGUGGACUAUUGAAAACUUUGACAAGGAACCCCAGCCCAUCGAGAUCGAUGCGUCCAUGUCGCACUCGAUCCUCAUCUCCAAGUGCAACAACACGACCAUCAUCGUCAAGGGCAAGGCCAACGCCGUGACCAUCGAGAACACGAGCCGGCUGUCGCUGCUCGUCGAGUCGCUCGUCUCGUCGGUCGACGUGGUCAAGUCGGCCAACCUGGCGCUGCAGGUCACGGGCACCGUCCCCACGGUGCUCAUGGACUCGGUCGACGGCGCCCAGGUCUUCUUCAGCAAGGAGAGCACGGCGACCAAGAUCUACUCGAGCAAGUCGUCGGGCAUCAACCUCAACGUCAUCUCGGGCCCCGACGACGACUUCAAGGAGGUGCCCCUGCCCUCGCAGAUCUGCUCCUACUACGACCCGGAGAAGGAGGACCUCGUCAACGAGAUUGUCGCCUACGAUGGGUAG